Molecule: messenger RNA, 1334 nt
Organism: Saccostrea cuccullata (small rock oyster)
Lineage: Eukaryota; Metazoa; Mollusca; Bivalvia; Ostreida; Ostreidae
Exons: 5
Coding region: 289-1089 (266 amino acids)
Source: RefSeq, a predicted model, not a curated record
AUGAAAUCGUAGAACUUAAAGUUAAUGAGAAAUAUUGAAAACAUAUACGUGAUAAUCGAAGACCGGAACUAAUUAUUAAUACAAUCCAGACAACAUUAAAAGAUAUUGGAAAAAGUAUUACCUGAUCAUAAUUCUUUUGAGACUUCUAUCGAAAUUGUUGUUAAAAUAAGAAGAUCAAUGCAUGAGAGAGUUUAUUGCACAAAUCUGGAGUGCUUUGAAAUAAAAGUAUAUAGUGCACACAUCAUUAAAAAGAUGCAGCACUGUAAUGAAGGAGCUUGAUCUAUCCAGAUGAACAUCCCGGAGUUAUUUCUAGCCGAAAUAGUAGUUUUGGCAGCUAUAGCAGAUGGCUUUCAUUCGCAACGAGAAUUUGAAAUCGUUGGAGAAACACAUAACAGAACAUUGGCAGCGUUAAUUUGCAGCAAACAACCCGACUAUCGCUUACUGUUUUUUCAGAACUUAAAGGAUUUCGACAGCAUUGAUAAAAAAUUAGACAGGACUAUUCCUGAGAAAAUAGAGAUUUGGACCGAUCUAGAUGUAUUGAAUACCACAACGCUAAAAAGCCAAGUCACCGGAUCUGAGUACAGCUAUCAGUUUUCCUCGCUUUCGUAUGUCGUCCUUGUUUGGCAUCCCGGGGGACUUUUCUUAAGGAAGUCAAACUGCGAGAAUGGCUGUUUAUUUAUUUGUCGAGAUGUUACUAAAUGGAACUCAACAAUCGUUACCAAGAAAGAGACUAUCGACAGAUUAGAUACUAGUACAACAAGGUACCCCAAUGACGGCAGAGGAAGCCAGACUACGGACAACCCUGCUCAGAAUUGUUCAGUCUGCGACUGUAAAACCCGAACUUUUGCCACAAUGACGACAGAGGAGGUCCGAGGCGCAGUAAACCGUAUUCGAAAAAAUCUUACCGUCGUGAAGGCGAAUCUUUCGUCUAAUAUAAGGAAAAGAGUAAGUGCUAGUGACCCCCGAAUGUCCAGUCAGAUCAUCGGAAUGACCUUGGGUGUCAGUAUUUUGAGCUUUGUAAGCUGUCUGCUUGUUAUUCCAGACAUCAUUACGUUUCUGAAGUUUUUGAUUUCAAGAGUAUGCUGUUGAAAGACAACCAAGAAGAGAAACGAACCAGUUUUAUGCUUAGAUUAUGAUUAUGUAUUCUACGAGUUUUAUGUUUAUAUUCGGCAGUUAACAUGUUUCGUUCAUGAAAGGUGUUUUAUAUUGCGCUAUUUGCGCAUAAACAGUGUAAAUAUUAUAUAUAUUAAAUGACGCGGGUAUUGAAGUAAUCAAAUUCCUUGUAACAUCAACUUAUUUGUGAGAAACCCGUUUUUAUUGUACUCAUAAAGGGC